ACAAAUAAAAGCUUAUAACGUCGUCCGCUCUUAGAGUCCCGCCUCCAACCGCUCGACGGAACUUGGUUUUUGGGUUCUACUGCGCGAGCGCGCGCGCAUGCCGGAGGGAAAAAGCGGAGAAGAGGGAUAAUUGCAUUUUCGUUCCAGACAGGCAGAGUUGUUCAGAGCGCGCGGAGAGAUACUGGGAAGUGGUUGAUCUCACGCCUUCUAGGGGAUUUACCUUUCAAUCUAUUUCUUAUAACGUAAAUUUAUGCAGAGCGCGCCAUGAAACCGGCACAAGCAUGCUCUUUCAAUCGUUUAUUUCUGAAGCCAGGAGGCAUCUUUCCUUUAGAAAGAUGUCCUUUUGGUUUCUUGUCCGGAAAUUCUCAGAAUCUGAAUCUUUGGCCAGAGAAGAAGAGAUUUACUCUCUUUUUCUGCAGAGAUGCGCUCAAGCCUCUUCCGCGUACCAUGGUAGAGCAAUCCAUGCAAAGUUCAUCAAACAAUCUCUUCUUUUCUCUUCGAUUUUUCUCCAUAAUCAUCUGUUGAACAUGUAUGUCAAAUGCGGCGAUCUCGCUGGAGGACUCCACCUGUUUGAAGAAAUGCCCAAGAGGAACGUCGUGUCGUGGUCCGCGGUCAUUGCAGGCUUUGUCCAACACGGCAAUUCCGAGGAGGCUCUGUCUCUGUUUUCCCGGAUGCACCGGGAUGGGAUGAGGCCUAAUGAGUUUACCUUCGUUAGUGCACUCAGUGCUUGCUCAUUAUGUCAAAAUUUGGCUCGGGCUUUCCAAAUUUAUGCCUUGAUUGUUCGGUUAGGAUUCGAAUGGAACAUAUUCUUGAUGAAUUCAUUUUUGACGGCACUUACUCGGCACAAUAAAUUGGUAGAAGCUUUGGAAAUUUUCGAGAGCUGCCCAGAUAAGGAUAUCGUGUCUUGGAACACAAUGCUGGCUGGUUACUUGCAAUUUUCCUACUCCGAAGUUCCGGGGUUUUGGUAUCGCAUGAAUCUUGAGGGAGUGAAGCCUGAUAACUUCACGUUUGCAAGUGUUCUCACUGGUUUGGCUGCUCUUUCCCAUUUGAAAAUGGGAGUGCAAGUGCAUGCACGGCUUGUUAAGUGUGGUCAUGGAUGUGAGAUAUGUGUGGGGAACUCUUUGGUUGAUAUGUACUUGAAAAAUCAGAAUUUAGUGGACGCUUUUAAAGCAUUUGAGGAAAUGCCUUCUAGAGAUGUGGUUUCUUGGACUCAGAUGGCUGCAGGUUGCCUACAGUGUGGGGAAUCGGGCAAGGCACUAAAAGUCAUUGGAGGGAUGAAGAAAACAGGCGUCCAUUUGAACAAAUUUACCCUUGCGACUGCUCUUAAUGCCUGUGCCAAUUUGGCUUCACUAGAGGAGGGGAAGAAGACUCAUGGGUUGAGAAUUAAGCUCGGAGCUGAUGUUGAUGUCUGUGUGGAUAAUGCUUUGCUAGAUAUGUAUUCGAAAUGUGGAUGCAUGGAUGGAGCAUUGGGUGUUUUCCGAUCAAUGGAUGAUCAUUCUGUUGUUUCAUGGACAACUAUGAUCAUGGGGUAUGCACAAAAUGGAAGUUCUAAGAAGGCUAUUGAGAUUUUUGAUGAGAUGAGACUAGAGGGUGUUGAGCCAAAUUUCAUUACCUUUAUUUGUGUGCUCUAUGCAUGUAGCCAAGGAGGGUUCAUUGAUGAAGCAUGGAAGUAUUUCUCCUCCAUGACCCAUGACCACGGAAUCUUUCCUAGAGAAGAUCACUAUGCAUGUUUGGUUGACCUCCUUGGCCGUGCUGGGCGUAUUAAAGAAGCCGAGGAACUUAUAUUAAUGAUGCCAUUUCAACCAACUGUGUUGGUUUGGAAGAUCUUGUUUGGUUCUUGUUGCAUUCAUGGAGAUACGGAGACUGGCUUACGUGCAGCAAAGCAAGCUUUAGAUCUAGACAAAAGAGAUCCUUCAACUUAUGUGUCAUUAUCUAACAUGUUAGCUGGUUUGAGCAAUUGGGAUGGUGUGGGAAUGUUAAGAGAACUAAUGGAAAGUAGGGAUGUAAAGAAAAUGCCUGGGUCUAGUUGGAUUGAGAUAGACAAGAUCCACUUGCUAGCUGCAGUCGAAUUGGCUUGAGAUGGACAAGAAAUAGUUGCCAGCUCAGGCUGCUAAGAGGAUAAUUUAGAAUGAUAAAUACACUUGGUGUUCUUGUGGUUAUUUUACUUUCCAUUGUUUGGUAGUGCACAUAAAAGGAAAAUAGCUUUUAAAGGGAAUAAGUUUGUUUUGUGCCCCUGUGCAGGGGCAGGGGCAGGGGCAUAGCAGUGGCCUCUUUGUUGGAAACCUCUACACCCCAUAUAUGUUGGUGACCAGAUACCAUUGUUCCUAAUUAUUUGCUCUC
This is a messenger RNA of Malania oleifera, 2340 nucleotides long. Its product is annotated as putative pentatricopeptide repeat-containing protein At3g15130. The record is from RefSeq and is a predicted model, not a curated record. Gene Ontology annotation, biological process: RNA modification. The transcript has a single exon. Lineage: Eukaryota; Viridiplantae; Streptophyta; Magnoliopsida; Santalales; Ximeniaceae. Bases 282 to 2078 code for a protein of 598 amino acids. Gene Ontology annotation, molecular function: RNA binding; protein binding.